AAGGAAAUUUUAGAACAUGGCGUCUUUCACGUAAAAUUUCGGUUUUAGUCGAACUUUGUAAGAAACAGAGCGAAAGAUGGUCUAUUUCGACUCGUGGGAUGAAUUUGCAGCAGCAGUUGAACAGUUGUGUGUAGCUGAGCCGAAAAAGUUUCGGUUCGUCGUCAAGUAUCGCCAUUGUGAUGGGAAGCUUGUUCUUAAGGGAACAGAUGACCAAGUGUGCUUGAAAUACAGAACAGAGCAACAACAGGAUAUAAAGAAACUAGAAAAGCUGAAUAGUGUUUUGAUGAGACAUACUGCAGCCAAGUGAAACAGGAAACCAGCCAAGAUUCAUUCACAAAUAUUGCAGCACAAAAGAUUUGGAAAUAUUUACCAUGGUGUGGAAUCGUGGUUAAAGGACAAUGGAUCAGUUACUGGCCAUAUUUAUUAUUCAUCAUUACUAUAAUCGAGCAGCAUAGGCAAUCCUUUGGAACUGCAGUUGUUUGAAAUAUUGUAUUUAGCAUUUAAUUUUGUUUCUAUGAUAUUUUUGUAAUUUUUCAUCAGUGACAAAAAUCUAAAAUUACAAUGAAUACAGACUAGAACUGAAAAUAUUUUAAAAAUUUUUGUUGGACUACAAAGCAGUAAUAAAUACUGGUAUAUAAAGAA
Pocillopora verrucosa is the source of this 642-nucleotide messenger RNA. Its product is annotated as signal recognition particle 9 kDa protein. Gene Ontology annotation, molecular function: 7S RNA binding. The record is from RefSeq and is a predicted model, not a curated record. NCBI's taxonomy places the organism in Eukaryota, Metazoa, Cnidaria, Anthozoa, Scleractinia, Pocilloporidae. Gene Ontology annotation, biological process: negative regulation of translational elongation; SRP-dependent cotranslational protein targeting to membrane. Gene Ontology annotation, cellular component: signal recognition particle, endoplasmic reticulum targeting.